Molecule: messenger RNA, 306 nt
Organism: Entamoeba histolytica HM-1:IMSS
Lineage: Eukaryota; Evosea; Mastigamoebida; Endamoebidae
Exons: 1
Coding region: 1-306 (101 amino acids)
Source: RefSeq, a predicted model, not a curated record
AUGACAACCAUUAAAGACAUGAUAGCAGACCAUGCUAUGGGUAAGUUUGUAUAUAUGGAUGCAGAUGAAUUUAUAGACACCAUGGUCAAAUUAGUCAAUUCCAUUGAAGAAUACACAAAAGAUGAAGAAAUAAAAGAACUAAAGAAACCAUACUGGAGCUUAGUCUAUAGAAUAGCUAGAAAAAAAAGGAUUAAUGUGGGACAUCCCAAAAAGAAAGAGGAACAAAAGAAAGAAUACAAGAAUAGAUUUAUAAUAAAAGAUAAAAAGAAAGAAGAAGAAACAAAACCAAAGAAAGAAAGUAAUUGA